CAAGCAAGCGGGCAGGCAAGGGGCCGCCGGCCGCGCCUCUCGGGAGCGGGGCGCGAUGGAUGAUCAGCCCCGUCUGAUGCACUCGCACGCCGGCGUGGGCAUGGCCGGCCACCCGGGCCUGUCCCAGCACAUGCAGGACGGGGCCGGGGGCGCCGAAGGCGAGGGGGGCCGCAAGCAAGACAUCGGGGACAUUUUGCAGCAGAUCAUGACCAUCACAGACCAGAGUUUGGACGAGGCGCAGGCCAGAAAACAUGCUUUAAACUGCCACAGAAUGAAGCCAGCACUUUUUAAUGUUUUGUGUGAAAUCAAAGAAAAAACAGUGUUGAGUAUUCGAGGGGCUCAGGAGGAGGAACCAACAGACCCACAGCUAAUGCGACUGGACAACAUGCUUUUAGCAGAAGGGGUAGCAGGCCCUGAAAAAGGAGGGGGUUCAGCCGCUGCAGCUGCCGCAGCCGCAGCAUCUGGGGGUGCCGGCUCGGACAAUUCUGUGGAGCAUUCGGACUACAGAGCAAAACUAUCUCAAAUUCGACAGAUCUACCACACCGAGUUGGAGAAAUAUGAGCAGUUGUCCCAGGCAUGCAACGAGUUCACCACUCAUGUGAUGAAUCUGCUGCGAGAGCAGAGCAGGACCCGGCCCAUCUCACCCAAGGAGAUAGAGCGGAUGGUCAGCAUCAUCCAUCGCAAGUUCAGUUCCAUCCAGAUGCAACUCAAACAGAGCACAUGUGAAGCUGUCAUGAUCCUGCGCUCCCGAUUUCUUGAUGCACGGCGGAAAAGAAGAAAUUUCAACAAGCAGGCUACAGAAAUCCUCAAUGAGUAUUUCUAUUCCCACCUCAGCAACCCAUACCCCAGUGAGGAAGCCAAAGAGGAGCUAGCCAAGAAAUGUGGCAUCACAGUCUCACAGGUAUCAAACUGGUUUGGAAAUAAGCGAAUCCGGUACAAGAAGAACAUAGGUAAAUUUCAAGAGGAAGCCAAUAUUUAUGCUGCCAAAACGGCUGUCACUGCUACAAAUGUGUCAGCCCAUGGAAGCCAAGCUAACUCACCCUCAACUCCCAAUUCAGCUGGUUCUUCCAGUUCUUUUAACAUGUCAAACUCUGGAGAUUUAUUCAUGAGCGUGCAGUCACUCAAUGGGGAUUCUUACCAAGGGGCCCAGGUUGGAGCCAACGUGCAGUCACAGGUGGAUACCCUUCGCCAUGUUAUCAGCCAGACAGGAGGAUACAGUGACGGACUCGCAGCGAGUCAGAUGUAUAGUCCGCAGGGCAUCAGUGCUAAUGGAGGCUGGCAAGAUGCUACAACUCCUUCGUCAGUGACCUCCCCCACAGAAGGCCCUGGCAGCGUUCACUCUGAUACCUCCAACUGAUCUCCCAGCAAUCCGGCAUCCCUGGCUGCCCCCCACCCUGCACCAGGCAGAAGUGGGGGCCGAGAAGGGAGGGGUUUUCUCUCCUAAUGUUGAAGCCAUCAGGCUGGAUCCAGAGCUGAUCGGCAGACACAGCAAGAGUCUCCUUCUCUUCUCUUGGUUGGGAUGCUUUUUUUCAGCCAAUCUGGACACUUCUUUAUACUCUCUUCCCUUUCUUUUCUGGGUAGAAGCCACCUCUCCUUUUACUCCCACCAUCGCCCAUUCUCUCACACCAGAAUAUUUUUUUCAAUCUGAAGGAAACAAACAGCCUCUAGAAGUAUUUGUACAUUUUCAUGAUAUUUUCUUUUUCUUUUGAGGAGUCAGCCUUUACCUCCCUCCAGCCUAUCUGGCAUCCACCUCCUUCUGUUUCUCUGAUGUUCUCACUACCUCUUUGCAGGAGCCACCUAAGCCCUUCCCCCUGGCCUUUGGGCGCCAUUCCUCCUCCUCCUCCUCCUCCUCCUCCUCUUCCAUGUAAGGACAAUUGUCUGUUCUUCUUAAGACCCUGAACCCUUGAUGAAAUUGCCUUCCAGGAUAUUCCCCGUUACAGGUUGGAUAAAUGCAAUUCGGGUCCUGCAAAGGUAUGUCCACAACAUGCCACAAUGUAACCAAGAUGACCAGGAGAAUGCGGGCAGAUCUACUUCUUACCAUCCCGUUGUGCCUUGUAUCAAGCCCCAGUCACGUCUCCUGCCAUUGGUCACUGCCGCUGUUUCCCGUUCUGCACCCCCCACUCCACCCCAGAACUGCAAAAUUAGGGCUGUGCAUACUUUUGCACCAAGGAAAUUCACGUUUGGUGCUUGGAAUAAAGUAAUGCAAAUGAAGUCAAUUUGCAUAAUUUAUUCCAUUUCCAAUACUUUUGUUUUAAAGAUUUGCGGGGGAAAUGCUUAGGCGUUCUGUAGGAAAGCUUACAAUAAUUAGGGGAAAGUAGGGGAAACUGGAUAAGGGCAGAGGGAUGGGAGCCAUGCACAGCACUGAGGCAUUCAGCAUUUUACCCUCAUAUUUCUGAGCCUUAUCCAGCUGUUGCCUAGAUCCUUCCUAGUGUUUGCGCACAGCCAUGCUGUUUAAAAUCUUGCUUU
Lacerta agilis (Sand lizard) is the source of this 2466-nucleotide messenger RNA. It is a transcript of the gene PBX1, whose product is annotated as PBX homeobox 1. The transcript is spliced from 9 exons. The record is from RefSeq and is a predicted model, not a curated record. The coding region runs from base 56 to 1357 and encodes 433 amino acids. Gene Ontology annotation, biological process: embryonic organ development; brain development; neuron development. Gene Ontology annotation, molecular function: RNA polymerase II cis-regulatory region sequence-specific DNA binding; DNA-binding transcription factor activity, RNA polymerase II-specific. Gene Ontology annotation, cellular component: nucleus. Lineage: Eukaryota; Metazoa; Chordata; Lepidosauria; Squamata; Lacertidae.